Ooceraea biroi (clonal raider ant) is the source of this 2027-nucleotide messenger RNA. RefSeq names its product JNK-interacting protein Aplip1 (gene Aplip1). Gene Ontology annotation, biological process: JNK cascade; regulation of JNK cascade. Gene Ontology annotation, molecular function: JUN kinase binding; MAP kinase scaffold activity. Lineage: Eukaryota; Metazoa; Arthropoda; Insecta; Hymenoptera; Formicidae. The record is from RefSeq and is a predicted model, not a curated record. Gene Ontology annotation, cellular component: cytoplasm.
ACGACAUUAGCGACAUCUUCUCACCCCGUACGUUUCCUGGUGGUACGUCGACGAGAGCAGGUCUCCACCAGGCCGCCACGGCCGCCCUCGGGACCGACCCCUGUGCCCUGUGUGCCCAGUACCUCGCCCGUGCCGCGUACGCAGCCGGCGAUGGCCGACAGCGAGUUCGAGGAGUUCCGGCACUACUUCGAGAGGUUGCCCCAGCACCUGAAGGCGCCGCUCUCCAACUACACGCUCGUGCACGAUGUAAUGAUCGAUGAUUCACCGACGUCCUCGCAAGGGAGCGACGGGGAAGUCGGCAGAUCCUGCGACGCCGUCACCGGUGACUCCGAGGAUGAAGAGGUCGUCGUUAUACAUCGGCACGACAACCAAAGUGGACAUACCACCCCCGAUGACAGCGAGGAGUUGGAUCACCGUUGCUCGAUCAUAGCUGACAGCGACUUUAGGUUGGUAACGUCCUUGUUCGGUGGACUGAGCAGCAGGGGUCGAUCGGUAGGCGGCGGCGGACCAGGACCGGGCGGGGGUGGCACCACCGUAUCCGUUAACGGCGGCCGGGACAGCGUCGUCAGCGACGUCGGCGAUUCGUGUUCCAGUUUGAGCUCCUGGCCUACACCGGAGCACGUACCGGCAAAUCGACCCGGAAGCGGCGGCACCGAGCGUAGACGUCGGAGGUUGCCGGAAAUUCCGAAAAACAAGAAAUCUCUGCCCAUGUGCCAGACGUCCAUGCAAACGUCAUCGUCGCUGGCAGAUGAGUUAAGUGCCGCCACCGGCUUGACCUCGUCCCGGCCUCAUCUUGUUCUAAGGAAAUGCCACCCCAGGCUCCGUCACGAGGACAGCUCGCCCGACAGCGAGAGGAUGGCCACCGACAGCGGUCACUCCACUGCUCAUUCCCCGGAAAACGGGCCCAAGAGCGUGUCGCCUAUACCUUGCAAUACCCUGCAGAAUACGGACUCGGGGUCGCCUAGCAGCACUCCAGGAAGCGGAGGCGUACCGUUCACCCAGCUGGAACUGCUCGAGGCGACGCAUCGAGGCCUGCACAAAUUCAUACCGCGACACCACGACGAAAUUGAUCUGGAAAUUGGAGACCCCAUAUACGUGCAGAAGGAGGCCGACGAUCUGUGGUGCGAAGGCGUGAAUUUGAGGACCGGUCGGCAAGGUAUCUUCCCGUCAGCUUACGCGGUUGACAUGGAGUACAGCGACUUCGAUCCCACCGCGCCGAAAGUCAAGAGGGAGAGAUACCUACUGGGUUAUCUGGGCUCGAUAGAGACUCUGGCGCACAAGGGUACGGGAGUGGUUUGCCAGGCGGUACGGAGGAUCCUUCGCAAUUCUACGCAGGAUCCGCCACCCUCGCAGAGCUGCAUCCUCGAAGUGUCCGAUCAGGGUCUCCGGAUGGUCGAUAGGAGUAAACCGCGGAAGAGUCAGGGCCCCUGUCACGACUAUUUCUACUCGCUGAAAAAUGUAUCGUUCUGCGCGUUCCAUCCGCGCGAUCAUCGCUACCUCGGCUUCAUCACGAAACACCCCACCCUGCAGAGAUUCGCUUGCCACGUGUUCAUCGGUCAGGAAUCUACGAGACCCGUCGCCGAAGCUGUCGGACGCGCUUUUCAUCGGUUCUACACGAAAUUCAUCGAGACUGCUUUUCCCAUAGAGGACAUCUACAUUGAAUAAACUCAGCUCUCGGCCUGACGUAUAGUGGCUGCGGAGAAAAUAAUAAAUUUCACUUACCCCCCACCCGCCGACCCCUGUACAUAUUACCCGCUAGUUGUAGAUAUAAAACAAUAAACGCGAAUCAAACACAACUAGUUUAUAUACAUUGAAUAUGUACAUACAUGUAUCUCUCUGACGCACUUUCCUCCAACGAAAGGGGAUUGACUUUUACGAAGUCAUUUAUCAUUUCAUGGAUUACACGUGGGAGCCUAUGGCGAUUUUCCUGACUGCAAUAUUUUAUUGAUGUCUUUGUGAUACUAUAACCAUGCCAAAUUUCGAACGAAAGCGGUGGGUUGGUAAUUGAAAAUUAAAAAAAAAAAAAA